Messenger RNA from Aspergillus novofumigatus IBT 16806, 1300 nucleotides. Its product is annotated as Aldo/keto reductase. Lineage: Eukaryota; Fungi; Ascomycota; Eurotiomycetes; Eurotiales; Aspergillaceae. The record is from RefSeq and is a predicted model, not a curated record. The coding region runs from base 358 to 1095 and encodes 245 amino acids. The transcript has 2 exons.
GUUUGGGCAACUCUGGCCUCAAGAUCUCCAAGAUCAUCCUAGGAGCCAUGUCCUAUGGCUCCAAAAAGUGGCAGGAUUGGGUCCUUGACGAGGACGAGGCCCUUCCUCUGAUUGAACAUGCCUACAAACGGGGCAUCAACACAUGGGACACAGUAAGUGGGCGCUCACGGGCACAAAUAAAGCGAUGCAGCCAUAUUCUCUGACCCGAGUAAUGCAUUGAAGGCCGACACAUACUCCCAUGGCGUCUCGGAAGAGAUCAUCGGCAAGGCCCUGAAAAAGUACUCCAUCCCCCGCCAUCGGGUCGUCAUCCUAACCAAAUGCUACUUUGGCGUCGCCGACGAAACCAACGAGGGCAAAAUGCCUCCUAUCUCCGCCUGCAACCGAAACGACGGCGAGUGGGCGAACCGUGUGGGACUCUCCCGCAAGCACAUCUUCGAUGCGGUCGACGCCUCCGUCAAGCGGCUGGGCACGUACAUCGACGUGCUGCAGAUCCACCGUCUGGACCGGGAGACGCCCCGCGAGGAGAUCAUGAAGGCUCUCAACGAUGUCGUUGAGAGCGGGAAGGUCCGAUACAUCGGCGCCAGCACGAUGGCCGCUUGGGAAUUCCAAACCCUCCAGAAUAUCGCCGCCCGCAACGGCUGGCACCAGUUCAUCUCCAUGCAGAACUACCACAACCUCCUCGCCCGCGAGGAAGAACGCGAGAUGAUCCCGUACUGCCUCGACUCCGGGGUCGGUCUCAUCCCCUGGUCGCCUAUGGCGCGCGGUGUCCUGGCCCGACCCUGGGGCUCACGCUCCUCCAUCCGUGAGAACAGCGACGCGACGCUGCAGCUGCUGGUCCGCAACCGCGAGACCGAAGCUGACAAGGCGAUCGUCGAUCGGGUCGAGGAGAUCGCGAAGAAGAAGAAUAUUUCCAUGGCGCAGGUAGCCAUUGCUUGGGUGCUAAGUCAUCCCAAGGAAAACCCUAUUCUGGGUCUGUCGAGCAAGGAGCGGAUCGACGAGGCGGUUGCUGCUAUCAAGGUGCAGCUGACACCGGAGGAGAUAAAGUACCUCGAGGAACCUUAUCGCCCCAAGGCUCUAACGGCUCUUGAGCGGUGAUUAUUCGUAUACAUGCAUGCAAGGGUGUAUCCAUCAGUGUCUGGGUACGUAAGUGGUCGCAUUUAUGCAGUGAAGCUGCUGAGGGUUAAACGAUAGUUUCAGACGCUUUUCUAUGUACACUCUUCUAGGUAAUAUCAUAGAUGAGAUGCCCCUUAGAUGACCACACAGAUGGGAUACACAAAACUAGGAAAAUGCAAGACUGGAA